AUGCCACCCAAGAAGAAACCAAAGCUGACUGAUCUCCAAGCCGAAUCUGCGCAGCCGGCCGGCGAUACACCCGCCGGUGAGGGCGCAGGCAAGCCAGACAAUGGGCACGACUUGGUAGCGGAUCCCUGGACAGAUGAGCAGGAGACAGCUCUGCUGAAGGGGAUUAUCAAAUGGAAGCCAGUUGCAAUCUCCGAGUUUAUGAAAAGCCAGGGCUACGCGCCAUCAAAUUGCGAGCACACACGGAUACCAGGAAUAUGGAAGAAGCUAGGAACACUUUACAAUUUGCCUGCGCUCGAUGAACGUGAAGAUUCGUUGAUUACAGAACCCUCUGAUGACCCCGACGGAUCAAAAGACUUCUACUGCCCGUUUGAACUGCCCGAGGAUGAAUACGGCGACUUGAUGUUCGAGAGGAGGCUAGCGAUGGAGGGAUCCGCGUCACCUAAUCCCAGUGCGCAAGCGGAGUCCAGAAGAGGCAGUACAAUAGCGGAUACAGAUGAACCACGCUCGUCCCCCGCACCAUCACGAGGCAGAAAAGGAACCCGCAGCGCUCGCCAAGGAACGCGAGGCACGCGUUCGAUGAGACUCCAGGUCGAGAUUGAACCUCGUAAAGGAUUAGGCACCGGGGAAGAAGACGUAGGUUCCGAGGAGACCGGGGCAAACGAAGAAGGCGACGAGGAAGGGUCAGAUGGGGCGCAAGACGACAGCGAAGAGGACGAGGCGGAGGGAGACACGGGCGGCUCGCCGACUACAAGGAGCACACGUGCGCAGACAACCAAAUCGAGACAAAAGGGAGGCAGAGGUGGGGGAACAGGAACCAGACGAGGUGGCCGGCGACGCUAG
Aspergillus udagawae is the source of this 840-nucleotide messenger RNA. RefSeq lists its product as uncharacterized. Gene Ontology annotation, biological process: regulation of transcription by RNA polymerase II. Lineage: Eukaryota; Fungi; Ascomycota; Eurotiomycetes; Eurotiales; Aspergillaceae. Bases 1 to 840 code for a protein of 279 amino acids. The transcript has 4 exons. Gene Ontology annotation, cellular component: nucleus; NuA4 histone acetyltransferase complex. The record is from RefSeq and is a predicted model, not a curated record.